GCUGCGGGCGGGGGCGGGGGCCGGCAGGUCGGCCAGCCGGCGGAGUAGUACCGCGGCCGGCACUCUGUGAGGAUGGCGCGUCACGUCCGGAGCCCGCCCCUGCUGCUGCUGCUGCUGCUACUGCUGUCACUGACCGCACCCUAUGGAGGUGUGGUCGGAGCCCAGAGUCCAGAGCGGGCUUGCGUGGUGAGCGGCGCGGAGCGCGCCUGCCGGGAUAUCUCCGCCGCCUGCUCGGCGCUGAACUGCGGCACCAGCCGCGUCUGCGCGGUAGCCCUGAGCGGCGCUCUCGUCUGCCUGCCGGCCAGCGCGCGCGACUUCAAGAACUGCGGACCGGAACGCCUGCGGCUGACCCAGCCCUGCCCGGCCGACUCCGGGAUCAUGGGCUUCGGACAGGGCUGUACCUUCUGCCGCGGCGGCAACCCGUUCUCGCCGGGCCCGGCUCCCCCCGGCGGCGUCCAGCCCGCCCCGCCAGACCUGCUGAAGGUCUCGCCGCAGCCGCCGAGUCCGCCGCUCCUGUCACGACGGGCGUGCGUGGUCCGGCACGUGGGCAACGGCGAGUUCAAGAACGAGUGCGUCGAUAUUGCGGCCCGGUGCAGCCGGAAGGGUUGCCCGUCGGACACGGUGUGCGGCCUCGACCUGGACGAGCGGAUUCAGUGCUUCCCACGGUCUGUGAAAGACUUUGAGAACUGCGGCUCGGAGGUCUUCCGACUGUCACAGCCGUGCCCCGCGGACGCGGGGAUCAAGGGCUUCGGAAUGGGCUGUAAUUACUGUGUAGGAGGCAACCCGUUCUCGUCAGGUCCGCAACCUCCCUCCGUCCCGCCUCUCGUGAGACAGGCAGCGGAAGGGCCAGGGACCGGGCCGCGGCCCCCCAGUCCCCCCACAUUUGGAGCUGCCAACAGGGCGUGCGUGGUGCGUCACAUCCGUAACGGCGAGUUCAAGAAGGCAUGCGUUGACAUUUCCACCCGAUGCGAAGAAAGGAAAUGUCCGCGAGGCACCGUUUGUGGGCUCGACUUGGACGAACAGGUCGGAUGUUUUCCAGAGUCUGUGAAAGAGUUUGAGAACUGCCGGUCAGAAUCAUUCCGACUCUCCCAGCCCUGCCCCGCGGACGCCGGGAUUAAGGCCUUUGGCAUGGGUUGCACAUUCUGUGUGGGCGGCAACCCGUUUUUUCCCGGUCCCGUAGCCCCCUCUCCGCCCAGUGGCCGACCUAACGGGAGGCAGCUGACCGGUGAAUUGAAUACGUCUGGAUCUAGCCCACUGCAGGCAGGCACCGCUUGUGUGGUGGUUUACGACCGCGACUGGCAGCGGAGGGAAAGGUGCAUUGACAUUUCGGAACAAUGCAGUCAGAAAGCCUGUCCGCAAGGCAGCGUGUGUGGACUCGACCUGGAUGAGCAGAUCCAGUGUUUCCCGGCGUCGGUGAAGGAGUUUGAGAACUGCGGACCGGAGUCGCUAAGGCUUUUGCAACCGUGUCCGGCGGAUGCUGGAGUGCGAGGCUUCGGCAUGGGCUGCACCUUCUGCAGGGGCGCCAACCCGUUCGAGCCAGCGGGCCCGCCCCCGCCCGAGCCGGGUCUCCCCACUCCCACUCCUCUGCCACCCACCGGCGAGCGGUCUGGACGGGCGUGCCUGGCGACGCCGACGGUCACCGAGUGCCGCGACAUCUCGUCCGAGUGCCUCGAGCGGGGCUGCCGGGCCGGCUCCGUCUGCGCGCUGGGGCUGGACGGCACGCUGCGGUGCCUGCCGCCGUCGGCCACAGAGUUCCAAAACUGCGGGUCCGAGUCGCUACGCCUCUCGCAACCAUGCCCGGCCGACGCGGGAAUCCGGGCCUUCGGCAUGGGCUGCACCUACUGCGUCGGCGGCAACCCGUUCGCCGCGCCGACGGCGUCGCAGCCGCCGCCGCCGCUGGGCGAGCGCCCUCUAGCCUGCGUGAGUCGCAUCACCGGCGCGGGUGAGAUGCGCCGCGGCUGCCUGGACAUCACCGAGCUGUGCCGACGGCGCGGCUGCCCGGCCGACCGCACGUGCGCGCUCGACGUCGACGAGCAGCCGGGCUGCUUCGCCGCCAGCCAGCUGACCGUGCGCAACUGCGGCUCGGCACGCGAGCGCAUGGCGCGGCCCGGCGGAUUUGGCAACCGGCUGCCUUUUACGGUGCAGCGCAGUUCUGGAAGACAGGACUGA
This is a messenger RNA of Pollicipes pollicipes, 2169 nucleotides long. RefSeq lists its product as uncharacterized. The record is from RefSeq and is a predicted model, not a curated record. Lineage: Eukaryota; Metazoa; Arthropoda; Thecostraca; Pollicipedomorpha; Pollicipedidae. Bases 73 to 2169 code for a protein of 698 amino acids. The transcript has 3 exons.